AUGGAGCUGUGGAACUCCCUGCCACAGGGGGAAGAGAUGGCAGGCGACCGCAAUGUGGAUCCAGAGUAGAUUGGAGAGGAGAGAGGCUCUGCUCUGCCCUCCAUUUCAGAGGCAGCCACUCUGAGCCCGGCUUAGGCUGGGGAGGGCAGGAUAUAAAUAAACUUUUUUUAUUUAUUUUAUUAUUAUUAUUAUUAUUAUUAUUAUUAUUAUUAUUAUUAUUAAAUGCUUCCGAAUCCCAGUGGCUGGAAGCUGCAGGAGGGGAGAGUCAUGGCCGGAUCCUGCGUUUCCCGAGAGGGGCAUCUGGGCUGCCCUAUAGAUCAGGCUUCCUCCACCUUGGCCCUCCAGAUGUUUUGAGACUACAAUUCCCAUCAUCCCUGACCGCUGGUCCUGCUAGCUAGGGAUCAUGGGAGUUGUAGGCUAAAAACAUCUGGAGGUUGGGGAAUCUUGCUCUAGAUGGUCCCCUUUGGCCCCAGGACCCGCUUUUCAUGGGGUGAUGGGCAGGGGUAGGGAGAGAGGGCCUCUGAGCAUGCAGAGAGUGCUCAGAGAAGGGGAGAAGGCAGGGCAGGGCAGCUGGCAGGCAGGGGAGCAGCUGUGGCCUGCGCUGUGUGUGUGUGUGUAUUUGCGGUGCCCGCUGGAGGAGUGGCCAGCUCUGAAGUGGCACUUAUGGGGACCGGCGUCCCUCCCCACACCCUUCCUUGCUGCUGUGGGGACUUCUCCUCCCCCCUCCCUCCCUCUCUCCCUGCCAAGAGGCAGGUAUAAAAAACUCUGCAGCCUCCUCCAAGGGCAGUGCCAGGGCAGCCGCUUGGGCAGAGGGUGCCCCCUUCUCCUGCAGCAGCUGCCUGCCUGCCCGCCCUCCCUGCCCAGGGGCUGCCACCCUGGCAGCCGACAGGCGGCCUUUGGCAGGAUUUCCUGCUUCCUGAGCAGCUCCCGGGCAGGAAACCCGCCGGACCCCUCUGCCCGCCCCACGAAGGAAGCCGCAGCCGCAGGAACCUAUGGGGUGAGUGGAGGGGGCCGGUUCCCGGGUGCCCAGAGGGGAGAUUCCUGGCCGUUGGCUUCUGGAGAGAGAAGCCGCUGCUUUCAUUCGUCCGUGGUGGAGGUGCCCUUCAGGGGGUGGCAAUGGCCCCCCAGUCACAGCUGGAAGGGGUCCCAGGGGUCAUCUAGUCCAACCCCCUCGUUGUGGUUUGGCUUCCCACAUGCAGAGGGCUUUCGGGUCUUCCUUCCUUGGAGGUUUUUCGGCAGAGACUGUGUGGCCGUCAGUCAUGGAUGCUUGAGCUCAGAUCCCUGCAUUGCAGGGGGGUGGACUGGAUGACCCUGGGGGGUCCCUUCCAACUCUGCCGUUCUCUGAUUCCCACAAGAACCUUGCCAGGCGGGACAUGGAGUUGAGUCUCUUUUUGCCAAAAGAAGUGGAAGAGGUAUAAUAAUAACAAUAACAACAAUAACAAUAAUUUUAAAAAAUUAUUUAUAUCCCACGCUCCCCAGCCAAAGCCAAGCUCAGAGUGGCUAACAACAGUAAAAAUAACACAGUUAUUAUUAAUAUUAUCACUAUUAUUACUAUUAAUAUUAUCACUAUUAUCACUAUUAUUGUUAUUAUUAUUAUUACACUGUGGUUGUUCUCCUGAUGGAUAAAGGUUGAGGUGGAGGGAAUAUUUUCCAGCUCCCACAGCCUCCAACCUGCUCAGCUCAAUGUUGUGGCCUCUGGGGCUUAUUCAGGGCUGAUACAAAUGCACUCUGCACAUGCCCCGAGGCGCAAGGUUGCUUCACGGUAUGACAUCCCUCAGCUUUCAGGGCUGGAUCUGGGGGGCCUGAUCUCUUUGGACACUUCAUGUAUGCUGCUGUUAGUUUGGGUAGCCUCUGAGCCCGCGCAGAGUGCCUUUUGCUCUCCAGGGCAGAGGCAGAGUCCCCUUCCGGCUUCUGCCCCCUUUGGAUCUGCAGAGGCCGUGCAGGGCAGGGGAAGCAGCAGGAGGAGAGGUUUGUGUGCGAGGCUGGAAGAGGAAACCUGCUGCGUCCGCAAGGAGCCUCUGAGCACGUGCUGAAGGGCGGGGGGGGGGCCACUCUCGUGAUUCAUCCUCAGGAUAGUCUUACUUGCUCUGUGGAGGCGGCAGGCGGCUAUUUUUAACUGGGUCUGGGCGGGUGGCAGGCGCCUGGCGCUGGCUCUGCCCGUCCAGGCCUCUCUCUGGGGCUUUGCAGGGGCCCAGCGGGUGCUCUUUUAACGGGGGGGGGGGCAGGCUGGCAGAUGGGGGGAGUGGCAGAUUCUGGAAGGCUCCCCCCAGCAGUCAGUCACUUUCGGGGUGGCCUUGUGGGCUGAGCGACAGAGCCGGGCAACUGUGCCACCUUGUGAGCUCAGCUCUGCCCAUUGCACAGCUGGAGAACUGAGGCCACUGCUGCCAAGCCCAUCUUUGUUCUCCAAGGAGCUCAAGGGGGCAUGCGUGGGUCUUCUCCUCCCCCCCCCACUGUUUUAUCCUCCCAAUACCCCUGUGAGGAAGGCUAGGCUGAAAGAGCAGGGACUGCUCCCAGUCCCACCCACUGAGCUUCAUGGCCAAGUGAGGAUUCGAAUCCAGGUCUCUCCCAUGUUUUUAUUUAUACCCCGCCCUCUCCGGCCAAAGCCCGGCUCAGGGCGGCUAGCACCAAUAAAAUUACAAUGAAAACAUAAUAGGAAAAAAAAAACAAAGCAAUUUAAAAUACAGGUUAAUAUGCAAUUUAAAAUGCAGCCUCAUUUUAAAAUAGCUGAUAAAUCAGGACCGUAAGGGGAGGGAAACAUGAGGGUCAGACCGAGUCCAAGCCAAAGGCCUGGCAGAACAGCUCCGUCUUGCAGGCCCUGUGGAAAGAUGUCCAGUCCCGCAGGGCCCUAGUCUCUUGUGACAGAGCGUUCCACCAAGUCGGGGCCAGUGCUGAAAAGGCCCUGGCCCUAGUUGAGACCAAUCUAACCAUCUUGCGUCCUGGGACCUCCAAAGUGUUGUCAUUUGUGGACCUUAAGGUCCUCCGUGGGGCAGACCAGGAGAGGCGGUCCCAUAGGUAUGUGGGUCCUAGGCUGCAUAGUAUAAAACUGGGUCUGGGAAUCCGACUUUCACGUUGCUCACGAGAAGCAACUUUCUAGUCCUCAUUGGGGUUGCGGCCCUUGGCCCGUCCCCUCAGGGGCGGAGCUUUCAGGCCCAGCCUUGUGCCAACCACGCCCUGAGGGUAGAGGUGCCCUGUUUGGUUCAGGGCGCCCAGUUGAGAGAGGGUAUCUCUGGCCAGCCCUUUUCCUCUUGGGGCCCAGGCAGAGAGGCCAGUGUGGGGAGGAGGGUUUUAAGCCACCUGUCAUGGAAGCCUUGGCUGUGGGUCCCGCAUUGCAGGGGGUUGGGCUGGAUGACCCUCUGGGGUCCCUAUAAAGUGUAGGAUUCUUUGCUCUCGUGGCCCAGGAGUGAAUCAGGCAACUCCAUCAAAACCCAAAGCCUUCUCCAUCUCUCUCUGCUGCGGUCAGACCCCUUCCAAGCCCCCAAGAUUCACUGUCCUCCUUCAUCCCCCCCCCCCCCCCAGUUUUAAACCCCCUUUAAUGAGCAGCCCCACUUGACCCCUUACGGUCAAACAAGCAGGGAUCCGCUGAGCCCGUUUCAGUGCAUGGGGGGGCCUGAAGCGAUUUGGGGAGCAAAUGUGAAAGGAAUUGCAGGAGGGGAGAGGCAAUCCUGUCUGAGAAGAAGUCCCUGCCCCCCCCCCCCAGGGCGGAGGUGCCAAUAGAAGGAGCAGGAAGGAUGUGGCUGAACGUGAUCCCUUUGCAGAGUGACCUUCGUCCUCCUUGGAAGGUUUUGCGCUUUCUCUUUGCGCCUGUGCCUCUUUCCCUCCCGACUGCAGGCUCCCCGGCAAAAGCCAUGGAGUGCUAGAAUUGCAGAGUGGGAAGGGGUCCCCAAAGGUCCUGUAGUCCAACCCCCUGAUUAGGCCCCUGCAGGUGGCCCUCCAACCUCUGCUUAGAAACCUCCACCUCCCAGGGAGGCAGCUCCACUGCCAAACGGCUCUUGCCCUCAGAAAGUUCUUCCCACAAUUUAGUCAGAAUCUCCUUUCUUGCAACUUGAAGCCCUGAGUUCGGAUCCUGCCCUCCAGAGCAUUCGGUUCUUCCUUGGGCAGACCUGACCUGGGAGUCCUGGGUCCAGUUCUGGGAGCCACAUGAUAAGAAGGAUGCUGACCAGCUGGAAGGUGGGCAGAGGAGGGAGACCAAGAUGACCAAGGGUCUGGAAACCAAGCCUGAUGAGGAACAGUUGAAGGAGCUGGGCAUGUUUAGCUUGGAAAAGAGGAGACUGAGGGGAGACAGGAGAGCCACCUUCCCAUAUCUCAAGGGAAGGUGGAGCAAGCUGGUUUUCUGCGGCUCUAGGAAGCAGGACGCAAGCUGCCGGAUUGAGAUCUGUGAGAUGUGUUGGAAGGCAUCAUAUAAAUUCAAUAAUAACAAAUUAAAAGGCAAGAAAGGAGAUCCUGACUGCACUACUGAUCGGGAAAUCCUGCAUUUGAGAGAACUAGACACAGGUGGCUAGACGACCAUUUCCAAGAACUUUGGAACCAAUUUGGGGAAUCUCCCCUUGGACCACCCUGAAUGACCACAGGGCGUCCAUGCUAGCAAGACUGAGUGGGACCCCUUUGCCAGGCCUGCAGGGGAGAGUCCAGAAAACGCCACUCACAGAGUGGACUCGCCUUUCCUGGAGGCUUUUCAGCAGAGGCUGGAUGACCGUCUCUCAGGGAUGCUUGAGCUGAGAUUCCUGCAUUGGAGGGGGCUGGACUGGAUGACCCCUGGGGUCCCUUCCAACCCGACUGCGAUUCUAUGACACAGCUAGACUGGGUCAUGCGUGUUCUUUUGCGCUGUCCCUGGUGUGAGACCAUUCGAUCGAAGUUGGUUCAUCAGUUGGUUGUUAGUGGGGAGCGACAUCUGGACAAAGACAAGGUCCCCUUCCUGACCUAUAAGAUUCAGAUAGUGGCCACGUUUCUGCCACACGAAACGAAGUGUAUCCUAUAACGUUAUACAUUAACUUAAGCAUGAGAUUUAGGUUUUUAUUGUGGAAAACCCUACUGCAAUCUGGCAUAAAUGCCAAUAAAGGUUCAAGAGUUUGAGAUGCCAGCUCAGCCUUAGGAAGAUCUCUCAAGACAGGGAGACUUUCCUUCCCUGGAGGUUUCCAAGCAGAGGUUGUGCGGAUGCUCCAGUUGCGGUUCCUGCAUUGCAGCGGGUUGGUCUGGAUGACCCUUUGGGGUCCCUUUCAAUGCUGCAGUCCUGUAAUUCUGCCUGCUGGCUGCAGCCCCCUCUCUUGGGGUCAGGAGACUGGGGCACAGUCUGUCCUCCGGAGAACCAGGGCGAAAGGCUGCCUCUCUGCCGCGACUUUGACAGCCCCCCCGCCCCCCCCAUAAUCGCCUUAGUGGGAUCAGGCGGGCCAGUUGGGGCUCGCCCCUGGAAUGUGACUUCAGGAGGUGCGCCAGUCUGUAAUUAAACGCUGAGCGGUGCGGGGGGGGGGUGUCGGCCGCUGUGGGGUCUUUGGCCCAGCCUGGCCGGGAUCUGAUCUGCCCGGCGUCUCCCUCUGCCACAAGGGCCUUUUGUCCGGCGCUUAAAGCCCCGUGAAGUAUUUGGGUGGCGCAGGGGGGAGUGGCUCAGGAGGAGGCGAGCGCCUAGGUGCCAAGGCAGGAGAUUGGCAGCGUGGCAGAGAGGAGCCGGGAGAGAGAAGCCUCGCAGGUGCCGCUCAGAGGCUGCUGGCCUCCACCACCUUGGCACCCCAAGGUAGGCAGGGAGGGUAGGCAUGGGCGGGGGUCCUGGAGGGGGCCAGAGAGGUGCCAGGCCCAAUGGGGGGGCUGCAGGAGCAGGACUGGGUUGCAAUGGGGGCAGAGCGGUUUGGAGCAUGUGCAGAGUGCCCUUCCUCCCCCCCCCCCCCCCCGUGUGCAUUAGUGCUUAGAUUAAAGGGAGGCAGUGGGGGGUCUGCAACGGCUGCACCCCCCUGCAUGCUGGGAGAUCGACUGUCUGAGGACAGAGCUUUCCCCAGGUGCAGAAACCUAGAACUGUAGAGUUGGAAGGGACCCUGAAGGACAUCUAGUCCAGCCCUCUGGCAGACGGCCAUCUUUGUGGCAAUGUUCCUCCCCUGUCCCCCUCCCCACCUCCUGCAAGCAGCACCCUUGGAGUAAACAUUCCCUCUUGGGGAGGCAGGUCGGUCCUCUUCCAACACCCCCAACGGGUGUGGGAAAGGGACUUUGCACGUGCCCAGAGGGACUGUGUUAUCCGCUGUGGGGCAACCUCAGCCCUCAGGGGCACGUCCCAGAGGCUUAGCCCUGAUGAAUGCAGGCAGAGAGCAAGGAAGGAGGGUCACAUUCUGCAUCAGGACUCCAAAGCGAUGGAUUCAAGUUGCAGGAAAGGAAAUUCCAGCCGGAUGCCAGGGAGAUCUUUCUGACGGGAAGAAGAGCUGUUCCGCAGGGGAAGCGAUUUCCUUGGGAGUCUGUGGAGGUUUUUCAGCAGAGCUUGGCUGGCCUUCUGUCCCGGAUGCUUGAGCCGAGAUCCCUACGUUGCAGGGGGUGGGCUGGAUGACCCUCAGGGGUCCCACUCUGCAAUCCCGUGACUCCGAUCCUUCCUGCUGGGCUGGGGAAGGAGUGUGCGGCCGCCGGACUCUCCCACCCGUGAGAACCAGUCUGGCCCCCUCUUCUCAGCUCGGCUUUCCCCAGAACAAUCUGAAAUUUGUUUACCAGCCCUUAAUCCUCCCCUCCUGCUCCACACAUGGGCGGCCGGAUUAAGGAAAGGAAUCUGCUUAUUCGGAGGGGCGGGUGCAUGUGCUGGGGGGGGUUAUUCUGUGGGGGGAGCACUAGUCUUUUGAGCCCCUGCCCCAGAGAUGGGGCAGGCUGACCCUCUUCCAAAGAAAGCCCCCUCUCCAUCCCUGGGGUCUCCAUGUGGGGCUUUCGGCCUCUGCACUUGAACCGGGGUCAAGGGGUCCUGGCUCUGACCUCUGGCCUGGCCUGGGGGGAGCUUCCUCUCCCCCCCCCACGCCUGCCCCACUUCUCCAUCCCUAGCAAAUGAACACGGAUGCAGUUCCCUGCCCGGAAAGAUUAAAUCUAGAUUCUGCUCAUGGUCCUCCAGCUGCCAAUCAUCAUGUCUGGAGGGGCUUCUUCCUUUGGCCCUGGGGGCUGAUGGGAGUUGGAGUCCAGCCCUACUCUGGGGGGGGGCGGUUGCAGGGUCCCCCCUGCCCCCAUCAAGAGAAAAAGGGGCUCCUCUGUGCUUGGUUUGGGGCCGGCAUUCCUGCGCUCCUCCAGCAGAGGGUGCUGUGGAACCCUCUUCCUCUUCUGCCCCCCAACCUGCCUAUCUUGUGCAAGGGGGGCUGGGGUUGGGGGCAGGCUGUGAAAGCCUUGGGACAGGAGUCAUGGGCCCCUCAGGCUGGCAGGAUCCAGGCAGAGCCAUAGCAUCCGAGAGUUGGAGGGGACCCCCAAAGGCCCUCUAGUCCAGCCCACUGCCAAGCAAGGGAUGCUGUCUCAGCAAAAAGGUGUCGUGGCUGAGAGAGUGGGGAGGGGGGCUCUUUUUCGCACCCCUGCAUUGGAGGGGGCUUGGGGGGCUGCUUGGGCAUCCUUGGAAUCUGAAAGGGCUCGCUUGCUCGAGUCGCCUGCCGCCGCUUGCUCUGCUCUGUUCUCUGAGAAGCAGAGAUUAAGGCCUGUGGGUUAAAUCACUGAGCCUAGGGCUUGUGGAUCAGAAGGUCGGCGGUUCAAAUCCCCCCGACGGGGUGAGCUCCCGUUGUGCAGUCCCUGCUCCUGCCAACCUAGCAGUUCGAAAGCACGUCAAAACUGCAAGUAGAUAAAUAGGUACCACUCCGGCGGGAAGGUAAAUGGCGUUUCCGUGAGCUGCUGUGGUUCGCCAGGAGCGGCUUAGUCCUGCUGGCCACAUGACCCGGAGGCUGUACGCCGGCUCCCUCGGCCAAUAAAGCGAGAUGAGCGCCGCAACCCCAGAGUUGGCCACGACUGAACCUAAUGGUCAGGGUCCCUUUACCUUAUUUGGGGAGGGGGCUGCCUGGGCCUUGAGUGCCAUUCCUGCCCCACCAGCCAGGGAGCCUCACAAAGGAGGCAGGCAGAGAAGCCCACAAUGCCGUGGGGCCUGCCAGCUGGGAGGUGGGAUCUGGAACCAGGAGCAUAGCCUUGUAGACUCGGAAGGGACCCCGAGGGUCAUCCAGCCCAACCCCAGUGAGGCAGGAAUUGCCAGACCUGGCAUGGGGGGCUGGAUGGUUUGUGGGGUGCUGUGAGAACCUGGUGCCCCUGUGGGUCCUGCCUGGAAUGUGUGUGUGUCCCCCUCCCUGCAGGGCGAGCCAGAGUUCGGCCCUGUGGGUGACAGCAGGCUGAGUGAGCGUCCCUUGUGAGGGACAGUCACCGCUCAGCUGGCGUCACGAGGCGCAGGGGGAGCCAUAAGAGGCGGCGGAAGCUGCUGUCCCUCACUGGGCAGCUGGAGGCAGGGGCAGCUGGUCGCUGGGGGAGCGACGGAGGUGAGCAAAGGGGGGGAGCCCAGCCCCACGAUGGUGGGGGGCAAAGGGGGGGCUCAAUCGUCAGAGGUGGGGGGUCUGGACAGGCCCUCGGGGGUGGAGGCAAAAACUCUCUGGCUUCCAGAAAGGACGCUGCACCCAGCAGCCUGAGCGAAAGGCCCUCUGCACGUUCACAGAGGCCGCUUUGCCCACCUUUCCUGGAGGUUUUGAAGCAGAGGUGGGAUGGCGCUCUGUUACACUUUUGUCACACUUUUGCUGUGAUUGCUGCAUUUCAGGGGAUGGGGUUGGUCUGGAUGACCUCUUGGGGUCCCAAGCCUUCAAUUCUUUCAUGCGAUGACUCUCCUCCGUCAGGGGCGACUCCUGCAUUGUGGGGGGCUGGGCUAGAUGACCGCCUGGGGUCCCCCCAACGCCACGUUCCCCUUUGAAGGCUCCCAGUGCCCUCCCCCCACUCCCCCCAGAUGCCCCGAGACCCCCUGCCACCCUCCCUGCUCUGGGGCACAGGGACUCAGGCUGGGCAACCCCAGAGCUCUCUUGAGUCACGAGUGCGAUUCAUGUCAAGAAAGCAGGCGGCGGGGGGAGCUGAGCCUGGGCCGGAUCAGACCAGCCGCACCGGCUGCCUGGGGGGACCCCCUCCCCCUCUGUGCCUGGCGUUGCUCUUGGCACCCGCUGCCGCGGGGGAGUCCCAGGCCAAGACAAGCGUGGCCUCUGCCUCACCCGCCCGGCCCAGCGGGAAGACCGCACUCCUCCUCCUCCUCCUCCUCCUCGUUGGGAUGCAGGAAUCUUCCCGGGGUCAGGACACUGCAGCAGCUGCGAGGAGGAAGAAGGCUUUCCCAGAGGAAGAGGCUGCCGGCCUUUGCAGGAAGGGGCCUCUAGGGGUCAUCCAGACCAACAGGCAGCGAGGUUGAAGGUGGAACUCUUCGUAGAUGUGCAGCUUGGGAAGCGAUGGUGGGAGACACCCCCACCCUGAGACGGGGGCUGCAGAAGGAGGGGGUCCUGAGCAGGAGGGGGGGUGUUUGUGGGGGGACGGGAAAUUCCCAGGGGUCUCUUUCCACCUGGGCUCCUAACAUGCCCUUGGCGAACAGGGAUUCCCUGGCUGAACCCAGGAAGCAGAGCAUAAGGAGAAAGCUGCAGGAUCAGGCCAAAGGUGGCCCAUCGGGGGCAGCGUCCGAAUGCCCCAUUGCACCUCAGAGUCCAGAUAGACUGCCUCUGGGCCUGAAGGUUCUGUAAGGACGUCCACAGAGCCUGGCUGCUGGAGGAAGGCAAAGGGAGGAAGCAGGUGCCCCCAGGGGAAACCCACAAGCAGGAUUCGAACUCCUCCCUUGGUUUCCAGCAGAGCCUUGCUGCCUCUGGCUGGGGAGGGAGGAGCCCAGCCAUCGCCCUCUCCUCCUCCACGGAUUUGCUCAGUCCUCUGUUCAUGGUGUCCAGGCCUGCCUCUUGUGGCAGGGAGUUCCACAGUCUAGCUCUGCCCUGCAAUAGGGUUCCUAGAUCCCCAAAAGUGAAAAUCUGGACAAACUUGUCCAGAGCUGUUUUUUCCCACCAGUAACAUCUCCCCAAAAAUAUUAAGGUUGGGGGCUUUGUUGAGAUUUACCACCCUUGCCAUAUGUCUGGGUGUUCCUGGACAUUUUACUGAUUUGGCAAAAAAACUGCCCGGACGCCAUUCUGCUGCCCGAACCCUGGUCAUUUCCCGGAAAAUCCAGCCUCCCUACAAGAAUAAGUCCUGCCUUUGAUCCCUUGGGAAUCUUCCGACAUUCAGUUUUGUCCACGAAUUCCAGUGCUGAGAGCGAGGGGGGGCCCCACACUUUCCUCUCGCCCCCAAAGCCCCCAGUGCCUCCUCCCUGGUCCUCUUCCAGGGGUGCCCCCGCCUCUCCCCCUGGCCUCCCUGCUCAGGUGCCUCCUCCUCGGCAGGGACCCCCGGGGGUCAUCCAGCCCCACCCCUCCCCUGCAAUGCAGGAAUCGCACCCGCAGCAUCCCUGGCAGGGGGCCAGCCAAGCUCUGAUUCCAAUCCUCUCCCCCCCCACCUCCCUCCCUCCCGCUGCCCAAUUCCUCCUCCGAUUUCCUCGUUCUUUAUUUCAUGAGACAUGGGAUCCCGACUUUGCCCGCUGGGCACCGGAAAGAGCUCUUUCCUGCCCCGCUGGCGCUGCCAGAGCCCGCCUGGCAGGGGCGCCGAUCAGGGACCCCCUCUGGAGGGGAAAGGGGGCAUCUGCCUUGCCCAAAGUCCCUCCCUCCCCAUUCUGUGGAUGGUUCUUGCCGGGGGGGCAUCUUCCAAGCCCCCAGAGGUGCCAUUUGCCCUGUGGGCAGCCAGGCGGGCAGAAGGCCCCUCAUCUGGGUCGGAGUCGGGGAUUCAUCCCCACCUUGGGCAAAAGAUUCCCGCCUUGCCGGGGGUUGGGCUAGAGGACCUUGGGGGGUCCCUGAUUCCGUGAUAAUUGGCCUUUUCUCUCUCUCUGCAGGUUAUGGUGCCCUCACUCUGCCCUCUGAGUGCCAGGGAGAAAGAGAAAGGCUAG
This is a messenger RNA of Podarcis lilfordi (Lilford's wall lizard), 10945 nucleotides long. The record is from the annotation of a GenBank genome assembly. NCBI's taxonomy places the organism in Eukaryota, Metazoa, Chordata, Lepidosauria, Squamata, Lacertidae.